Messenger RNA from Oncorhynchus mykiss (rainbow trout), 1803 nucleotides. RefSeq names its product katanin p60 subunit A like 1 (gene katnal1). Gene Ontology annotation, cellular component: microtubule cytoskeleton. Gene Ontology annotation, molecular function: microtubule severing ATPase activity; microtubule binding; ATP hydrolysis activity. Gene Ontology annotation, biological process: microtubule severing. The record is from RefSeq and is a predicted model, not a curated record. NCBI's taxonomy places the organism in Eukaryota, Metazoa, Chordata, Actinopteri, Salmoniformes, Salmonidae.
UGAUGUCAUCCAUGAACUCCAGCGGCCACGCCUCUUCCUCUUCUUCCCCCCAUAUGAUCGUCAUUCUCCACACGGCGUCUCUCCGCGGCCAUGGUAACAGCACCGUCUAACGGACUACGGCAGACAACAACAGAAACAAGUGCUUCUCUUUGAGACAGUUCCAGCACAGAAACAUUGUCCUCCGUUUAAGAUGAACCUGGCAGAGAUCUGUGACAACGCUAAGAAGGGCAGAGAGUAUGCUCUGCUGGGGAACUAUGACUCCUCUAUGGUCUACUACCAGGGAGUGAUCCAGCAGAUACAUAAACACGGCCAAGCCCUCAGAGACCCUGCACUCAAAGUCAAGUGGCAACAGGUGAGACAGGAGUUGUUGGAGGAGUAUGAGCAGGUGAAAGGCAUUGUGGGAACUCUGGAGAGUUUUAAGGUGGACAAGCCAGCUGACUUCCCCGUCCCUCAGUCUGAGGAGGGGCCCAGAGACCCUGCAGUGUGGCCCCCACCCACCCCUGCAGAGCACAGGGCCCCUACUGCAGUGAAGCGUCCUAACACUGGGGUGAAACCCCAGCAGAGGAAGGACUCUCCAGGUAUGCAGCCCAGAGGGGCUCCGGGAGGGAGGGGCCAGACCAACCCUAAAACAGACCGCCCCGCCCCCAGGGAUGCCCCCCGAGGCACCAAGGUCAGAGACGACAAGGGUAAAAAGGCUGUAGCAGAGGGAGCAGGGGAUGGAGAGCUGAAGAAGUUUGAUGGUUCGGGGUACGACAGUGACUUAGUGGAGGCACUGGAGAGAGACAUCGUCUCCCGCAACCCCAACAUACACUGGGGAGACAUCGCUGACCUGGAAGAUGCUAAGAAGCUGCUGAGAGAAGCGGUGGUUCUGCCCAUGUGGAUGCCAGACUUCUUCAAGGGUAUACGCCGACCCUGGAAGGGUGUGUUGAUGGUGGGCCCACCAGGGACAGGAAAGACCAUGCUGGCUAAAGCCGUGGCUACAGAGUGUGGCACCACCUUCUUCAACGUAUCCUCCUCCACACUCACCUCCAAAUACAGAGGAGAGUCUGAGAAACUGGUUCGCCUGCUCUUUGAGAUGGCGAGGUUCUAUGCCCCGACCACCAUCUUCAUAGAUGAGAUAGACUCCAUUUGUGGGAGUCGAGGGAAGUCGGACGAACACGAAGCCAGCCGCAGAGUCAAGUCAGAAAUACUGGUACAGAUGGACGGUGUGGGGGGAGCUUCAGAGAAUGACGAUCCCUCUAAGAUGGUGAUGGUUCUGGCUGCUACUAACUUCCCCUGGGACAUCGAUGAGGCACUACGGAGACGACUGGAGAAGAGAAUCUACAUCCCACUGCCUACAGCCGUGGGUCGUGCUGAACUGCUGGGGAUCAGUCUAAAGGAGGUGGAUGUGGCUGAUGAUGUGGACCUGGCUCUCAUCGCUGACAAGAUAGACGGAUACUCUGGAGCUGACAUCACCAACGUCUGCAGAGAUGCGUCUAUGAUGGCUAUGCGUCGGCGUAUCCAGGGCCUCUCUCCAGAGGAGAUCAGAGCUCUGUCUAAAGAAGAGCUUCAGAUGCCUGUCACCAUGGACGACUUCACAAUCACCUUGAAGAAGAUCUCCAAGUCUGUCUCCGCUGCCGACUUGGAGAAGUACCAGGCCUGGAUGGAGGAGUUUGGAUCUGUCUAGAGAGAGGACACAGCAUCAGGAGUGGAAGAAAGGACUGUAAGAGCAGAGUGGGAAAGGACCAGUGGGGAUUGGAGGGGGAGAGGACCAGUGGAGAGGACCAGUGGGGAUCGGAGGGGGAGAGGACCAGUGGGGAUUGG